This is a messenger RNA of Gymnogyps californianus (California condor), 1053 nucleotides long. RefSeq names its product stimulated by retinoic acid 8 (gene STRA8). Gene Ontology annotation, biological process: cellular response to retinoic acid; meiotic cell cycle. Lineage: Eukaryota; Metazoa; Chordata; Aves; Accipitriformes; Cathartidae. The transcript is spliced from 8 exons. Bases 1 to 1053 code for a protein of 350 amino acids. The record is from RefSeq and is a predicted model, not a curated record.
AUGGAGACAGCUGGAGACUGUAGGAAGACACAUGCCAGAGUGAGUCCCAAUCCCCUGACGCACCUGCAAGAGGUAGAACCCCGCGUGGCAAAGCGGCGCUUGUCACAGGCACGCCACCGGGCUACACUGGCAAGACUCUUCAGCAGCUUGCGGGAGGCUGUUUUAUCCCAGUCAGACAACUCGGCCUUAAAGUAUCAGGUUUUGCGUAAGGCUAAGAAAUCUAUCCAGAAGCUGGAGCAAACCUUGGGUUCUUUUCUGAAGAUGAAAGAGUCCUUCAGUCUGGAGGAUGGGAACCCGUCCAGCUUGGAGGAAGUCAGGGAGGCAUAUGUCAAGAGGCACUUCAGGAAUCACAGCACUGCUUCAGCCUUGGAAGCUGUGAGUGAGAGUGACUCUACCAUCUGGUAUUUGAUUCAAGAAUGUGAAAAACAAACACUGGAAGAGGAUGGGAAGCUAGAAUUGAUCCAGUCUUCAGAGACUUUGUCCCCGGAUCUGGUGGAAUUUGAACGAUACCUGUAUUUUUAUAAGCACACAGUGGACCUGUUGAUAGAGCAUGGAAUUGUUUGCACUGAGGAGGUGCCUCUUCCUGAGGUCUCCACGGCUAUUUCCCACCUCUGGCAAGAGCUUUCUGAAGAAAGGAGAGACAGCAUCUUGCAGUACUGUAGCCAGAGAGAUUUCCUCAUGGAUCCUAAGGCUGCUUGCCAAGAGCCUGCAUGCACUGAAGGUAGUGUGAGGGACAGCCGAGGUAACAGUGAGGAAGCCAGUGGUUCCUCAGUCUCCACACCAGAGGACGUAAUGUUUGAAGAUGCGUUUGAUGUUGCUGCCGGUUUCCUUGACAGAAGCGAGACUCAGGGAAUGUCUAGCCAGAGUUCAGCAUUUGCAAGCUGCACUUCUGAAAAUCCAGAGGAUCACCACAGACUCUAUCUGCAGAUCACUAACUUCCUAAAAAGCCUCUUCUUUGCUAAUACACAGUUUUGCCAGGAAGAAGAUCUUCAGUUCGAUUAUGAGACUGUGAUGCUGAGGUGCACUGAGACCUUCGAUGAUGAAGAUUUCUAA